This is a messenger RNA of Stylophora pistillata, 3349 nucleotides long. Its product is annotated as cullin-5. Gene Ontology annotation, biological process: ubiquitin-dependent protein catabolic process. Gene Ontology annotation, molecular function: ubiquitin protein ligase binding. Lineage: Eukaryota; Metazoa; Cnidaria; Anthozoa; Scleractinia; Pocilloporidae. The record is from RefSeq and is a predicted model, not a curated record.
UAGAUUGAUCUGUCACGAAAAAUUAAGAUCAGUGGAAAAUGUAGACAAAAUGUCCUCUUUACUGUUGAAUUCAAAGAAACCCGUAGUGCAGUUUGAGAACAAAUGGCAUGAGCUUAAGCCCACAGUUAAUAAACUUUUGAAACAACAAGCCGUCACAACGCAAGAAUGGCAGAAUCUCUUCUGGGAUGUACACAAAGUAUGUAACUGGGAUGAAAAGGGACCCCAAAAAGUAUACAAAGCUUUGAAAGAUGAAGUCACCAACUUUAUUAAACAAGUACAAGAGCGUGUUUUGAAGCAUGAAGAUGACUCCACUUUGUUACGUGCCUAUAUUAGCGAGUGGUCUAAGUUCUUCACUCAGUGUAACUAUCUCCCUAAACCUUUUGGCACUUUGGAAUCAAACUUACAAGGAAAAGCUGGUGGAGGGGCAAGCAAAAGGCCUCUCACUGAUGGGAUAACAGUUCAAAAGUUGAUGCUGGAUAGUUGGAAUGAAGGUAUAUUCUCUACAAUAAAAUCAAGAUUGCAGUCAAGUGCCAUGAAACUGGUUCAUGCAGAGAGGAAUGGAGAAGCUUUUGACUCUCAGCUUGUCAUUGGCGUUAGAGAAUCAUAUGUUAAUCUCAGUUCAGAAAUUCUGGACAAGCUGAAAAUAUACAGAGAGAAUUUUGAGAAAGCAUACCUGGAGGCGACAGAGGAAUUCUACAAAACUCAAGCUGCUGCAUAUCUUCAGGGAAAUGGAGUACAAAAUUACAUGAAAUAUGCUGAAAUGAAGUUAAAAGAAGAAGAGCAAAGAGCUGUCCGAUACCUUGAAACAAGGAAGGGCUGUGAUUCAGUGUCAGUGCUUACAGAGCGUUGUGUGAGUGUCCUGGUUGGAAGUUUUAAGGAGACUAUAUUAGCUGAGUGCCCUGGAAUGAUUGCUACUAACGAGACAGAGAAACUUCUUCUAAUGUUCCAGUUGAUGGAUCGUGUGCGAGGAGGAGUAGAUCCUAUGAUAGCCAAUUUGGAGUCUUAUAUCGUCACUACAGGUCUUGAUGAUAUGAAAGCCUGCGCUGACACUAUUACAUCUGAUUCUGAGAAAUAUGUUGAAGAGCUGCUCACAUUGUUCAAUAGAUUCAGUAAGCUUGUUAAAGAAGCUUUCAAUGAUGAUCCACGGUUCCUCACAGCAAGAGAUAAGGCAUUCAAGACAGUUGUGAAUGACAGUACAAUUUUCAAGUUGGAACUCCCCAACAAGAACAAAGCGGGUGGAAGUGGUGGUUUGAAUGUCAAGACGCAGCCUGAGUCUCGAUGUCCAGAGUUGCUGGCCAAUUUCUGCGACAUGUUGCUUAGGAAAACGCCCUAUAGCAAAAAGCUAACUUCUGAUGACAUCCAAGCAAAGCUGAAAGAUGUUUUGUUGGUUCUUAAGUACGUGAUCAACAAAGAUGUUUUCAUGAGGUACCACAAAGCACACUUGACUCGGCGAUUGAUCCUGGAUACAUCAGCAGACACUGAAAUGGAAGAAAACAUGGUGGAGUGGCUCAGAGAUGUAGGAAUGCCCGCCGACUAUAUCAACAAACUAGCCCGUAUGUUCCAGGACAUAAAAGUCAGCAAUGAUUUGAACCAAGGAUUCAAGAAAGAAUACCAAAAUAAGGGUGAUAUUGCAGACUCGGUUAACAUUAAGAUACUGAACGCUGGUGCAUGGUCAAGAGCUUCAGAGAGAAUUCCUGUUUCUCUCCCAACCGACCUGGAAGACUAUAUUCCGGAGGUGGAAGAGUUCUAUAGGAGGAACCACAGUGGUCGCAAAUUGCAGUGGCAUCAUUUAAUGUCUAAUGGAGUUAUAACCUUCGCCAACAGGAUAGGAAAAUUCGACCUGGAAGUAACAACUUUUCAAAUGGCUGUUCUCUUCGCCUGGAAUGAACGACCGCAAGAGAAGAUUUCCUUCGAGAAUUUAAGUCACUAGUUGCUUUCGCUAAGCUCAAGAGACAGAUUCUCUUAUGUCAACCGGAAGCCAAGUCCCCAAAGGAUUUCACGGACAGUUCGUUAUUCUGGGUCAAUCAGGAAUUCGCAGUGAUAAAAAAUAGCAAAGUCCAGAAAAGAGGUAAAGUGAAUCUCAUAGGCCGCCUACAGCUGUCGACAGAGAAAGCAAAACAAGAGGAGAAUGAUGGUAUUGUCGCGCUGAGAAUACUUAGAAUACAGGAAGCGAUUGUGAAGAUCAUGAAAAUGAGAAAGAGAAUAACAAACGCCGCUCUACAGACAGAAUUGGUUGAAAUUCUUAAAAACAUGUUCAUCCCCCAAAAGAAGAUGAUAAAGGAACAGAUCGAGUGGCUUAUAGAUCACAAGUAUCUCCGACGAGAUGAGGAGGACAUAAACACAUUCUUAUACGUGGUAUAACCACGGAUGGAGAAAAUGUUUUCAGACUGUCCAACUUCAAGUCCAUCUCAUGCUUAAAGCCACCGUUCACCUUGACCUACGGUUGACUUAAAGACCACUGGUCAAAAGGAAUACAGGUUUUAAAUUAAGAUUGCUGUCCGGCUGUUCCAAGAUCUUACCUUUGGAGAUCUCUUUUUUUUGUUUGUUUGUUUGUUUUUUUUUUUCAUAGUUUUAUCUCUUAAGAAAGUACAGGAAUAGGCGGUCUUGGAGAAGCCCGAUGCGUAUGUUACUAUAAGGAAAAGUGUGAAUCCUAUGAUGCAAACAUGUUUAUUUAUUUUCAUGCAAAUGACAUUCUCUGUCGCAGGAUAGAUUUUGCUCUUGGCCGCAUUUUACAAAUGAAAGGAGAUUGUAAACUGGCAGUGGCCUUUUGCCAUAUGCUUGGAGAAAUUUAGUUGAAAUACUCAGUUUUCCAUAAUGUCUUCCAACACUAUUUCAAAAAGUAAAUGAUAUGAUUUUUCUAUUCUUUUUAGGGAAUCUUAAAUAAUAAAAACAUUCACGACAAGUGAAAAACGAACAACAAACAAACAAAAAAACAAAGGGUGUCGGUGUUGUUUAUUGAGAAGGAGUUUACUCUGAUCUACAAGUCAAUACACCGAAUUGAAAUAUGGCGUCCAAUUUGAAUUACCAUUGUUCUGGACUUACUAGCCUCGUCUUCACGUAGAAAACACAAAAGCAUUAUCACGUGUGAGAGGCUAGUAAGUCCAGAACAAUGGCAGUUCAAAUUGGACGCCAUAUUUCGAUUCGGUGUAUGCCAUUAUUUUCCUGUAAUUAACAGAAAGGAAACCUCAGAUACCGUGUAACUCGAUGGAGUAGGAAAAAAAAAACAAACAAACAAAUAAGUAAAUAAAAACAUGAGAGAAAGUAGAAGACCAAUCUGUAAAGACGAUGGGUCAUUUAUGAAGAAAAGAGUUUUCGUGAAGUUUAUGAAAAUAAAAAGCAUUUUCGGAAA